AUGGGUGAGCAUGUAUUUCUAAGGGUUACUCGGACAAAAGGAAUUGGAAGAGUGAUUAAGAUGAAGAAGUUGAAUCCAAGGUAUAUAAGACCGUUUGAGAUUUUGAGACAAGUCAGGCCGGUGGCAUAUCAAGUAGCCUUGCCGCUGCGUUUGUCUAACUUACAUGACGUAUUCCACAUGUCACAACUCCAUAAGUAUACGUUGGAUGCGGCUCAUGUGUUAGAGCCUGAAUUGGUUAAGUUGAAGGAGAACCUGACUUUUCAAGUAACACCGAUGCGGGUUGACUACAUUAGUGUGAAGAAGUUGCGUAGAAAGAAAGUUCUGUUGGUUAAGAUAGCUUGGAAGAGAGUAGGAGUGAAAGAGCACACUUGGGAAUUUGAGUUUGAGAUGCGAAAGGAUUAUCCCAAGUUAUUCUCAGUGCUAACCAUUAGUGAGGAAUUGUUGGGUUUCAUCCUCGAUUUCUGUAGAUAA
Molecule: messenger RNA, 471 nt
Organism: Arachis ipaensis
Lineage: Eukaryota; Viridiplantae; Streptophyta; Magnoliopsida; Fabales; Fabaceae
Source: RefSeq, a predicted model, not a curated record